AUGACAUCUUCAGAAACAACCAAGGAAACAACACCAAGGACAAUGAUCACGUCCUCGCCAAAGUCUGAUAUGACAUCUGUCCAAACAACGCCAGGAACUCUGGUUACUUCGAUGCCUAGUUCAGAUACGACACCUCUCGUUACUACACCAGAGACAGUAAUAACGUCUUCUCCUAGUUCUGCAAUGACAUCUUCCGAAACAACGACGGCAACAUCGGUCACGUCGUCUUCUAGUUCUGAUAUGACAACUUCCGUGACAAACUCUGAUUUUACAAGUCUCAAGACGACACAAGGGACAGCGGUUACGUCGCUUGCUAGUUCCGAUAUGGCAUCUCUGAGAACGACGCCAGGCACAGUGGCCACCUCCUUGUCUGGGUCUGCUGCGACAACCCUCCAAACAACACCAGAGGCUACGUUUUUGUCCUCGCCUAGUUCAGAAAUGGCGUCUUCCGAAACUACAUUAGGGACUACGGUCACUUCAUCGCCUAGCUCUGAUGUUACAACACCGGGAACAGCGGCCACCCCUUUGCCAAGGUCUGAUGCGACAACUCUCUCAACAACACCAGGGACAGUAGUUACGUCGUCUUCGCCUAUUUCUGACGUGACAACUAUCAAAACAUCAAAGGCAACAACACGAAGGACUGCGAUCACAUCCUCCCCUAGUUCGGAGAUAACAUAUUCAGAAACAACGAAGGCAACAACACCAAAGUCUGUGGCGACGUCGCCUAGGCCGGAUUUGACAACUUUCGAACCAACGAUAGUCACAGUGAUCUCGACGUUUCCUAGCUCUGAAAUGACUCCUUCCGAAACGACAUUAGGGACUGCAGUCACUUCAUCGCCUAGAUCUUAUAUCACAACUCUCACACCAACCACAAGUCCAAACACGUCGUCAUCUAGGUCUGAUGUGACAACUCCCGAAACAGCACCAUCGACGGUAGUUACGUCGCAUCCAAGUUCUGAUGUGGCAUCUUCAAGAACAACGCCAAGCACAACGGUCACCUCUUCCUCUAGAUCUGAUCUGACAACUCUCCAAACAACACCAGUGACAGCUGUCCCGUCCUCUCUUGGAAUUACUGAAGUGACUCCUUCCGACACGACAUCAGUCACUGCAGUCAUUUCAUCAUCAGGCCCUGAAACGACAACUCCCCAAACAACGCCAGGCACAGCGACCAUGUCAUCUCCUAGGUCUGAUUUCACAACUCAAAACACAACACCAAAGACUGUGAUUACGUCGUCUGCAAGUUCCGAUUCAACUCCGCCCGAAACAACACACGUCACUGUGAUCCCGUCGUCGCCGAGUUCUGAUAUGUCAUUUCUGGAUACAACACAAAAGACUGCGGUCACGUCGACUCCUAGUCCUGAUGUGACAACACUCCAAACAUCAAAGACAACAACACCAGGCACAAUGACCACGUCAUCUCCGAAGUCUGAUACAACAGGACUAACACCAGGGACAGAGGUCAUAUCGUCGCCUAGUUCUGAUAUCACAACUCUUAAAACAACACCGGGAACAGAAGUCACAUCGUCUCCUAGUUUUGAUAUCACAACUCUCAAAACAACACCAGAGACUGUGGUUAUGUCAUCUCCUACUUAUAUCACAACUCCAGAAACGUCUCUUAUAUCUGGAAUGACAACUGUAUCAUCGACCAAGGUUACAACACCAGGGACAACAGGCAUUUCGUCUCCUAGGUCUGAUAUAACUGUUCCACCAUCGACCAAGUUUGCAACGCCAGGGACCACAGACAUCUCUUAUCCUCGGUCUGAAAUGACAACAGUACCAUCGACGAAGAUAACAACGCCAGGGGCAACGGACCCUUUCCAAGCUAACAACCCCAACCCCUGUAUCUACGUUGUCAGGAGGUACAACUCCGAGAGCAACAAAGAUGACAACACCGGUUCUUAG
Branchiostoma floridae (Florida lancelet) is the source of this 1902-nucleotide messenger RNA. RefSeq names its product mucin-5AC-like. Bases 1 to 1902 code for a protein of 633 amino acids. NCBI's taxonomy places the organism in Eukaryota, Metazoa, Chordata, Leptocardii, Amphioxiformes, Branchiostomatidae. The transcript is spliced from 3 exons. The record is from RefSeq and is a predicted model, not a curated record.